CGCUCGAAGCUUCCCUUCCUCGGGGACACGUGGCGUCUCCGGACCCGUCCCAGAGCGGGGAGCGGAUCCGGGGCCGUUGGCCCGGUGAGGUGAGAGCCUGACCUGUGGCCCCAGGUUGCUCCGCCUUUUACCGCGUAGUUACGGAUGACUACGCGGGUCCUGCCUUGCUGCAGUAGAAGUGGGUAUCCCUGCUACAGGGUACCGACAAUACUGUUAUCAUGAUUAUGUGGGAAAACACCUGUGCAGGCAGAAAGGUGCUCUGUCUCUGUAUUUCUGCAGUAGACAAAAUUCAUAUCGCAACAUCAUCCUAGGGAUGACUUAUUUUGGCAAUAAUUGUCUGCUCGUCAUGAGGGGGUUCGUCAAGACAGUUUGAAAAAACAACUGAGGAGUCCUUGUGGAAAGGAAAAACUUGUGUACAGCAGGACAUGGGAAUCCUUGUUCAGCUAAGGAGGUGUUGUUGCCUGUUUGCUCUUCAUGCAACCAUAUAAGGAGGUAUAGUUGUUUGUUUGGUCUUCAGAACUCCAGAAAGCCGCAUUUGGCAAUGUCAAUCCGUCCUCAGAUGUAUUUGUAUUUCCAUUAUUUUGUGUCACCCAUGAAUGAAGCCAAAAGAACAUUUGGUAUAUGGAGCCUUGGAGGCUCAGUUGGAUUAACCACAAUUGACCUGCAUGGAUAUGAGGCGGCCACUGGACAUGUGAACAUGGAUAAUCAAACACAUGGAUAAACCAGAUUUUUGCUGUGUUGAUCCAAUGAUGCACAUAUCUAUGCAAUAAUGCAUCUAAAAGAUAAAAAGAUUGACGGUCGGUGAAGCAUGCUGGUAGAUCUUUUUGGUGAAGUGAACAAAUAUGAUGAACCAGACUCAUGCAGUCAUGCCAAAGGGGAGUGUUUGGUUCACAUUGUGUACUUGGGCCACAACAAUGGCCUCAGUCCUUCUCUAACUUCACGGUCCCAUCUGCAACUUCUGUCAAGAGUCUUUAUGAAGCCGGAUGAAGCAAAACAAGCUAUUCUGUACAGCUACAGCUGUGGAUUCUCUGGUUUUGCUGCACUGCUCAAUUCAACACAAGCUUCCACCUUGUCUGAAACAGAAGGGGUCAUAUCAGUAUUCAGGAGUAGGAUACUGGAGGUCCAUACAACACGGAGCUGGGAUUUCAUGGGCCUCAAUCUGCACAUGCAAAUGGAGCAGUCAUCCCAAAUGCAUUUGAAAUUUGGAGACGAUGUUAUCGUCGGCGUCCUUGAUACAGGAGUUUGGCCUGAAUCCGAAAGCUUCAGGGAUGACCCCCACUACGGCCCCAUCCCGUCGUCAUGGCGCGGCACGUGCGUGAAAGGCGACUCCUUCGACCCGGCCACCGCAUGCAACCGCAAGCUUAUCGGCGCGCGCUACUACCUCGCCGGCAUCGAGAGCGAGCUCGGCCCGCUGGACACCAGCGGCGGCGCGGAGUACCGGUCGCCACGCGACCGCGUGGGCCACGGCACGCACACGGCGUCCACGGCCGUGGGGAGCGUGGCGCCCAACGCCAGCUACUUCGGCCUGGGCCGCGGCGCCGCGCGCGGGGGCGCGCCAAGGGCGCGGCUCGCGGUGUACAAGGUGUGCUGGUACAAGGACCUGACGGGCCGGUGCAGCGACGCCGACAUCCUGGCCGCGUUCGACGACGCGCUGUGCGACGGCGUGCACGUGGUGUCGGCGUCCCUGGGGUCGUCCCCGCCGCUGAUGCCGCUGUUCGCGACGAGCACCGAGGUCGGGGCGUUCCACGCGAUGCAGCGCGGCGUCGUGACGGUGUUCUCGGCCGGGAACGACGGGCCGGACGCGUCGAUGGUGCAGAACGUGUCGCCGUGGGGGCUCACCGUCGCCGCCAGCACCAUCGACAGGAGGUUCCCGACGGUGAUCACGCUUGGGAACAACGCCUCCAUCGUGGGAGAGAGCUUCCUUGUGAAAGACAUGAAGAAGCGCCUGGUGGAGAGCAGCAGCGUCUUCACCGAUGGGACGUGCGCGUUCGAGCAGCUGAUCAACCGCACGGCGGCAACGGGGAAGAUCGUGCUGUGCUUCGGUACCAUGGGAAUGGUGUCCAGUGAGGGUGCGGCGCUGGCGGUGUACGCCGGCAACGGCGACGGCGUGAUCUUCGCCAACACCAUCAGCCGGAAAUCGAGCCAGGACAACUUCUGGCCCACGGUCCACGUCGACCUGCACCAGGGCACCCAGAUCCUCUACUACAUCCGCGCCUCCAGGAACGCGAUGGUGCACAUUUCUCCGAGCAAAACCGUCGUCGGCAAAACGCCGGCGCCGACGGUGGCCUACUUCUCUUCCAGAGGGCCGAGCUCCAUCACUCCCAACAUCCUCAAGCCCGAUGUGACUGCUCCCGGGGUGAACAUUCUGGCGGCAUGGCCGCCCAAAUCUUCGCCGACGGUGCUCCCCCUGGACAAGCGCUCCACGAACUGGAACUUCGACUCGGGCACGUCCAUGUCGUGCCCGCACGUCUCCGGCAUCGCCGCGCUCAUCAAGUCCGUGCACCCGACCUGGUCGCCGGCAGCCGUCAAGUCCGCGCUCAUGACCACAGCGUACAUGUACGACGACACGUCCGACGUGAUGCUGGCCGGCGGGACGCUGAAGGCGGCGGACGCCUUCGACGUCGGCGCGGGGCACGUGCACCCGCUCCGCGCGCUGGACCCGGGCCUGGUCUACGACGCCGGCGCGCGCGACCACGUGCUGUUCCUCUGCAGCCUGGGCUACACGGCGGCGCAGAUCCGGCAGAUGGUGCUCCCGGGCUCGUCGCUCGACACGAGCUGCCCCGGCGGCGGCGCGGCCCACGCCGCCGACCUCAACUACCCGGCCAUCGUGCUCCCGGACCUGAGCGCGCCGGUGACCGUGAAGCGGACGGUGACCAACGUGGGCGCGAACCGCGGCGCCGUGUACCGCGCCACAGUCGUCAGCCCGCAGGGCGCGCGCGCCGAGGUGUGGCCGCCGGAGCUGGCCUUCUCCCCGCACCACGGCGACACGGCCUCCUACUACGUGAGCGUCACCCCCGCGAAGCCGUCGCGCGGGCGGUUCGACUUCGGCGAGAUCGUGUGGUCCGACGGCUUCCACCGCGUCCGCACGCCGCUGGUCGUCAGGGUGACCAACCUCCCCGACGACGGCGUCCGGGCCGCCGCCGCCACGGGCGACCACGACAGCCACGGCACCACCGAUUAUCUACAGGCCGCCGCCUAGCCCAGCUGCCUCCGUCAGAGCUCGUUCGAUUCCAGAUAUUUCGCGCAUGCGUUCGUGAGUGUGUGGACUACGAGUAGUACAUUUCGUCAGACUUCCGUUUUAGCGCCCAUUUCUUUCUUGGGAUCCUCCAGUAUCGGUAGUGUGUGUGGGUGUGCCAUUGGUGGAGACAGACAGAUUUUUGCCACAAAAAUCACGGGGGUUGCUGUCAGUCGACCGAUCCUUCUCCAGCAGGUCGUGCAGGAGACGAAACGGUCAGAGCCGCAGCUGCAAUCAUGCCCGGAUUAUUGUAUGCCACUGUUUUGAUGAUUCACCUUGAGGUUUGGGAGCACUGAUGGGGACGCUCUCGCUCCUUCUGGGACGGCGAGGAGGAAGGGAAUUUGUGCAAGGCACGGCGAGCUAGGCCGGGGCCUUAUCAGGCGAGCAAACUGCACAUCUUCUUCUGAAUCAAGGCCGAGUGUAGCUUUCGGUGGGUU
Messenger RNA from Panicum virgatum (switchgrass), 3672 nucleotides. Its product is annotated as subtilisin-like protease SBT3.18. The coding region runs from base 809 to 3199 and encodes 796 amino acids. NCBI's taxonomy places the organism in Eukaryota, Viridiplantae, Streptophyta, Magnoliopsida, Poales, Poaceae. Gene Ontology annotation, biological process: proteolysis. The record is from RefSeq and is a predicted model, not a curated record. Gene Ontology annotation, molecular function: serine-type endopeptidase activity. The transcript has 9 exons.